This is a messenger RNA of Peniophora sp. CBMAI 1063, 3960 nucleotides long. Lineage: Eukaryota; Fungi; Basidiomycota; Agaricomycetes; Russulales; Peniophoraceae. The record is from the annotation of a GenBank genome assembly.
AUGCUCAAGCGACUCAGGAAGCUCUCCAGCCGGCGCAAUUUACGCACAGCGCCAUUCGACUCUGCCAAAGGAUCACCUCCGGCCGUGCCAAGUACUCCGGCAAUAGAAGUUUCAAGAAGCGUGACGCCAGUCGAUGCUUCCUCGGGCAAAUGCGCAGUUCCCGAGGCGAGUGUCAGCUCCCUCGCGACAACAGUGCCCGCGACUUCCGGCUCACAUACGGCCGCUCCUGCCAUCGAAACGACUGCCCCGUCUGAAGACAAUCCAAGCAAAGAUGCGCAACAAGACGAUCGCUUCGCGGAUACCUGGCAGCAAGUGAAUAAGCCGCCUGCCGUGAAAACUGGGAUCACCAGAGCACUUGACGACCUGGACUGUCGCCUCUGGCUGCCCAAGGGCGGACUAUCGCCGACGAUCAGCAAAAGCAUCAUGUCAAGCGCCGGCCAGAUCGCCACGGAUUUCGGCCUGAAAGACAAGAUUGGUAGCUUCAUGAAAGGCAUGCCGAUCUUCAUGGACGCCCUGGACGAGGUUGGGAAGAUUCAUCCUAUCGUGCAAGGUGUCGUCAUCGUCUUCAAGGCGGCGUAUACGCUGGAGGUCAAACGACGUGACAACGACAAGAAGAUCACGGCCCUGUUUUCGGAGAUGAAGGACGUUAUGGCGGUUCUGCUCCGUCUGAAAGAUAUGCGAGACGAUGGCAUGCGCAUCACGCGGCCGGACGGAACUGUUCUCAAGGACCAGCUGCGAGAAUGUCUAGAUUCUAUCGAGGCGAGUGUCAAGGAAUGCUCCAAUAUGUGCGACACGUACUCCAAGAAGAGCCUCUUAUCCAAAGUCGUACACGGACCGAUCUGGAAUACAAGACUUGCGGGCUACGUAGCAACGUUUCGGGACCACCGGGGUAAACUGGAGUUUACACUCGUCGCGCGUACUGGACUCGGUGUUGAUGAAGCGAACAUCAAGUUGGAUAUCUUGAUCAACUUCUUUGCCAACUCUCUCUCUAGCCCCGAGGUUCGUAGGCUUUCCAAACAGUACGGAGAAUUACAGGCGCCCGCACGUGGUCAUGGUGGCCCGCAUCGUGCAGACGCAAAGGACCCUCGGGUCGUUAAUCUUGUCGAACAAGCUCGCAGGCUCGAGGGCGCGCGGGCGCCAGUACCGGGAGGCAAGAGCGGUGAGAAGGAGAAGGAUAAGAGCGAGGCUCGUCACCUCGAGUAUGAGAGGGUCCUUGAGGAGAAACCGGACGAAUCGGUGGAGAACAACAGGGAGUUGUUCGAUAGGAAUCUAGAGUUACAGAUGGAUAUACUGCGAGAUGUCGUUCACGAGGAAGGAAAGUGGAUCGUCGCCGCUGUCGGUGAACAAGUCGGAAGAGGCGCUCAUGAUCGACUCGCGAAUGAGGACAUUCGUCAGCUAUGGAAGGAUAUGGGCUGGCGUGGCACUGUCGAUACUCGACUACUUGUCGUCACGUUGAGGGAUCGGUAUACCGAAAAGUCAAUCCUACACCAGCUCGACACCGACGACGAAUGGGCACUCGGAUGUAUCGACAUGAAGAAUGUUCAGCCCAUCGUCGAAGCGAUUGACGAGGACGCCUCUGGGUUCUUAACGAUCGGGGAACUGAACGCCUUCACGGAGUCGCCGGGAAAACCGAAAGAUUGGACUUUAUUGACAUGGAUCGCUUAUUGGGCAGUGGGUUGGAAGGCUGUGCAGAUCGGCUAUGCCCAAAAGAUCCAGCAGAUCGCCACUCAGCUAAUCAGUCUUUCCUCGCACGUUCUCCCCAUCAAUCGUUCUGCUGCUUGGAACUACAUGUCACGCACCUCGUUGGCAACUUAUGCCUUUGCCGGCCCAUUCUGGAGAAUGAACCAGGGCUUUGAAGAUGUCCCGGAGCGUUUUGGGCAGUAUACGCUCUCGCAAGAAGCCCGGCUUCGAGAGAACCUGGAGAGGAUCCAUUUCAUCGUGGACGGGCGCAGCGCUCUAGAUCUCGUGCUGGGAAGUGGACGCACAGAGAAGAACGCACUGGCUCUAUUGUAUAUCCUUCUAGAGAGACAUUUCAAUAUACUCAAAACGGCUUGCCGCUAUGCAAUCGCGAACGACGAACUCUCAGAAGCAGCGACAGCCAUCGAAACUUUGCAAGACGCAAUCGCUCUGCGGAUGCAAGACCUUGCGAAUAGCUUCCAGCAGCAGCGUUUCAAUCUCUUGAACGAGUUUGAUGUCUAUAUAUGCGGCAUGUUCCGUUACUUCUAUACGCCGUCCCUUUUUGCCGAAGAAGACACUUGGGAGUCGAUCGAGGUUCAUGAGGGCGACGCAGACGAUGAAGUCAAGAACAUCCUGAAUCAUCCCUAUUCUGAACAUAGAUCUCUGCCCAUUCUCGAUGAUUGGGUUUACGACGGUUCCCUCUCGGACGAUCUCUUGCCCGUCGACGAAGAAGAUCUGGUUCGAUUUCCUUUCCUCGGCAGUUGGACGGGUAAGGAAGGGCAUGGUUCAGAUUCAACCGCAUCCCUGCAAAGCAUCCGCCUCUGGCUUACGGAUGAUAAAGCCAUCAUAGGUCGGCACUGGAGUAGCCGGGGGUAUGCAUCAAUCAAAGGGUCGGUGGAGACGGUGGACGGAGUUACGAAGGUGGAACUCCGCUUCGACUUCUCUAUGUGGUCGCCUUCUUCCCUGCAACAAGGACCUCAAUCGGUACCGGAUGCGGACGACUCUCUCAUCAAGUUCGUUGCUUCUGACGCGCCGUAUACUACCAUGGUCUUCAAUGGCGUUUACUCGUCUGGUCCUCGACCUGAACUACGGGGCGAUCUCGGCUGGGAAGGUCAACCGAUAGCAGAUCUUCCCGUUAGCAUACUAUAUCGGCGCAUGGAUCCGGAGGCCUUUGCAUUCUACCACCCUGAUGCUAUACAGCUAUAUAGCAAUGCGAGGCUGCGCUGGGAUUUUGCCAUCAAGGCUGUAAUCCAAUCUGUGCGACGGCGCUUCUGGACCUGGACUUUCUUCAAGAAUCGACGGGAUCAGAGAAAGACGUUCCUCGAGUACGAGGUCGUCCGCCUUUUUGGAACACCUGGGGAGCAGCGAUCGAAAGACGAAGGCUGGGCAGUACACCUCCGGGAGUGCUUGCGGACAGUUUUGCCCGAUGACGGGUGCUUUUACUUCUCGAGAAUGAUGUGGAGAUGGGCUCAUGUGGCCGCAUAUGGUACCAGUCGAUUCUUCUGCAACGCAUGCAGUGGCGACCUUGUGGGCAGCAGACUCUGGUGCAUAGACUGUUGGUACUCCGCGUCAACGGCAGGUGUACCAUUCGAUCCGUCCGAUUCCUACGAUGUCUGCAAUCAGACGACGUGCAUUAACACGAAAUCGGGAAUGGAAGCGGUGAGGAGCAGUCAACCACCUCACGCCCUGUCACAUCGCCUUGUCCUCAUUCGGACGCAUCUACCCUGGCCGCUGUACCCUUCUAUCGUCAAGAAAGCCAACGACUUCGGGCAAAUAGUAGAGGCCAUAACGGACUCUAUCACCUCUGCCGCGACUUCUAAUUCUCGUGACGGUACGACUGACGUCUGGUAUUGCUCGGUGUGCUGUUCACCGCUCGGAUUCCCCUUCUGGUUCUGCCUGCAGCCAUGGUCAGACUGCUGGGACCAUCCUGUCUGCGACAAGUGUAUUCGCACACCGACCGAAUUCGAGUUUCCUGUCGGACGACAGAGGCUCAAUGAACCUAAGUCUUCAGCUUCAGAGCAUUCAGGACCCGACAGCUCGAAGUCAGACUCCGAGGCGAAGUCACGACCAAACCUCGCGGAUGUUCACGGUGAUCAUCACAUAUUUCUGAGAUGUCCUGAACCGCUUGAAAGAGACGAUGAAACCAAAACCCCCAGUCAGCUGGCUAUGGAGAAACACAUAUCCUCCAUGCAACAAAGCCUGUCUGAAGCGAUUGAUCGACUAGGAGCGUUGGAACGGACAGUGGAGAAGUUCAUUGGUGUUAUCCCCAAAACGUUAGACUGA